Cannabis sativa is the source of this 1311-nucleotide messenger RNA. RefSeq names its product staphylococcal-like nuclease CAN2. The record is from RefSeq and is a predicted model, not a curated record. Gene Ontology annotation, cellular component: cytoplasm. The transcript has 9 exons. NCBI's taxonomy places the organism in Eukaryota, Viridiplantae, Streptophyta, Magnoliopsida, Rosales, Cannabaceae. The coding region runs from base 96 to 1100 and encodes 334 amino acids.
UAAACAAUUAUAUAUUUGUCCAUUCAUUAGUUAAAGCGUCUUCUUUCUGUUGACAAAACACUACUUUACUUUGCUGUUGAGAGUGUGUGUAAAGAAUGGGAAAUGCACUGAGAUUCCUCUACCGGAAUUGCUGCAAACCCACAACCGCAGAUGAUGACUCCUUCCCUCCCCAUGGUGUUUCGGCCGGCGGCCUCUCUGCCCUCGCCAGCGAUCUUUUCCACUUUGAUAUUACCUCUCAGGUCCCAGAAGGACUCAGUAAGCAAGUUCAUUCAUCCAAAAAUGCUCAAGCUAAAUGGUAUAGAAGACUACUAGAGGCAUGGAGAGAAGCCAAACCACCUCCAAAAACAGCUAAAGAAGCAGCUCUGCUUAUAAUCAAAACCUUGAAUAAAGUCCAGAAGUCAGAUAUAGAGGGACUACUGAGAUUCUAUGGUCUCUCAAUUCCUGAUGACACAGUUGUGGAAUUUUCUGCUGAGCUCCCAACUACAUUGCCUGAGGGAGUGCAAUUUGCGAUGCAGACCUUACCAGUUGAUCCAAGAGCUGUUCAAGAUGGGGAUUCAGUAACUGUAUAUGUAAGCACAGAAGAUCCUCGUGAGUCGGUGAGCAUUCCCCCACAGGUGAACUUAUUUGCAGGGAAACGAUUGAAAGCACGCAGCAGGAAUGACAAUGGAAAAGCAAAGGAACUCCAUGAUAAAAUUAUUAAUUCUGGUUACAGGGUACUCAAGAUAGAUGACAAGGAGAUUCUUGCUAGAAAAUAUCGAAUUCGACUAAGGGGAAUAGAUGCACCAGAACAUAAAAUGCCAUAUGGAGAUGAAGCCAAAGAUGAGCUGACUAAACUCGUACAAGGAAAGUGCCUUAGUAUUUUUGUCUAUGAAGAAGAUCAAUACGGCCGUACUGUUGGUGAUAUAUAUUGCAAUGGCAUUUUUGUACAAGAAGUAAUGCUCAAGAAAGGUUGGGCAUGGCACUAUGUAACUUAUGAUAAACGCCCCCAACUAGCUAGGUGGGAGAAAGAGGCUCGGGCCAAGAAAGUGGGAUUGUGGGCUUCACCAAAUCCAGAGAAGCCAUGGAUAUGGAGAAGGAAUAAUCCGAGAACAGAUGUAUAAAAUUGCUUCUUGCAAUGAUAUAUUCGAACAUUGAUCUGAGAGUUGUGUUUAUUGUGUUAUCGAACGUGUAUAUAUUUUAAUUCAUCUUGGACACUAUUAUUUACUCUAUGAUCAUCGGAGGACCAAUGCUUAAACCCGAGAAUGCUCCAAAAUCUUUUGGAUUGCUUGUUUGUAAAUAUACUCAAAGCUUUUUAGGGUUUGUUUGACAUAA